AUGCCAUCGGCAUCGGCGACCCGUCCUGGCGACGCGUGGCGGCGGGCGGGGCGGGCGGAGGAGCUGGUGGCGGGGCUGGCGGCGGGUGACGCGAAAGUGCGGCUGCGCGCGGUGCGCGAUGUGAAGAACGCCGCCAUCGGCAGCCGCACGCGCAAGCUCGCUUUCAUCCGCCUGCGCGCCGUGCCCAGGCUGGUGGCGAUGCUAGAGGGAGCGGACGGAAUGGAAGGGGCGGAGGGGGCGGAGGGGGCAGGGGGGAAAGAGGGGGCGUGGGGAGUGGAGGAGGUGCAGCAGGCAGCGGCGGCGGUGGGCAGUUUGGCGUGCGGGCUGCCGGAGGGCGUGCAUGCCGUGCUGGCAGCGGGGGCCGUGCUGCCGCUGCUGCGCUGCUUGCUUCACCCGCACACCAAGGUGACGCCGUUGGAGUUUCUUUUGGGAAUUCUCAAAGGCAGUUUGGCGCGUGGGUUGGCAGAGGGCGUGCUUCCGCUAGCUGUCUGGCUGGCAGCCGGGGCCGUGCUGCCUCUGCUGCACUGCUUGCUGCACCCCCAUGCCAAGGUGGUGGAAGCAGCUGCAAGGUCACUGCGUUUGAUCUUCCAGUCCACUCCUGCGCUGCCACGUGGCAGCACUGCUGCAGGGGAUUGGCUCUCGCCCGCCCUCACCCUGCUGCCAUCCCUGCUCGCCUCCCCCAACGAGACAGUGUCAGAGGUGGCAGCGAGUGUGGCAGCGCACUGUGUGCACUCGCCGCAGCAACAGGCAGCACUAGCACAGGCAGGGGGGCUGCUGUCACUCACGCGCCUGCUCGCCUCGUCACCGCGCUGCACCGACGCUGCUCUGCUUGCCCUGGCGGCGGCUGUCAGGGGCGACAGACAGCAGGCUGCUGCUCUCGUGGGCGGGAUGACCAAGGGCGCCGAUCGAGGCACGUGGCUGCGACAGCAAGGCCACGAGCAGGCGGCGUGUCGGCGGGAGAGUGAAGAGGGGCGGGCGCAGCAUGUGGUGUGCGGGGCGAUUUUGUCUCCUCGCACAGGGCCACACCGCACGCCUGCUACCGCGCCUGCCACCGCGCUCACACCUGCUACUGCUGCCAGUGGCGAGAGGCCGAUGCGCAUGGGUGUGGGAGUGGGCGUGGGGGCAGCAGCGGCAGUGGAUGUGAAUGUGGCAGCGGUGGUGCUGGUGGCGCUCAUCAACCUGCUGCCUCUAGGCGACCAGGUGCUUCAGCCGCUGCUGCGCUGCCUCGAUGCCUCCCAGCCCAUGCCCCUGCGCACCGCUGCCUGCUCCUGUCUGCACUCUCUCUCCCGCUCCAUCAAGAAUCUCCGCACAGGACUGUCCACGGCGCCCAUCAUUCUCGCCGUUCUCAACCUCGCUGCCUCUCCCGACCCCUCUGCCCAGUUACCAGCGGUGUCAGCAUUGGCCAAUCUGCUGCUGGACUUCCGUGGUGACACGGGUGCUCUCAUGCAAGCAGGGCUGCUCACCCGCAUGGCCCACCUGGCAGCUGGGGGGCGGGAGGGGUGCGUGCAAGAGGAGGUCGUGAAAGGGGGUGUGGAGGGGAGUGUGGAAGGGAGAGUGGGGGGGAGAGGGCGGGUAGCAGUGCAGGUGGUGGAGCGCAGUGUGAUGGUGCUGCGCAAUGUGGCUCACUCCGCCACCACACCUGUCAAGCAGCAGCUGCUCGCCCUCCUGCUGCCCGCUACCCUUCCCGCCCUGCUGCUAGGUGCGUGCCUGCCUGCUCUUCUGCCAAGUGGGUGCCUGCUUCAUGUCUCAUUCCCGCAUCUCAUUCCCGUGUCUCAUUCCCGUGUCUCAUUCCCGUGUCUCAUUCCCGUGUCUCAUUCCCGUGUCUCAUUCCCGUGUCUCAUUCCCGUGUCUCAUUCCCGUGUCUCAUUCCCGUGUCUCAUUCCCGUGUCUCAUUCCCGUGUCUCAUUCCCGUGUCUCAUUCCCGUGUCUCAUUCCCGUGUCUCAUUCCCGUGUCUCAUUCCCGUGUCUCAUUCCCGUGUCUCAUUCCCGUGUCUCAUUCCCGUGUCUCAUUCCCGUGUCUCAUUCCCGUGUCUCAUUCCCGUGUCUCAUUCCCGUGUCUCAUUCCCGUGUCUCAUUCCCGUGUCUCAUUCCCGUGUCUCAUUCCCGUGUCUCAUUCCCGUGUCUCAUUCCCGUGUCUCAUUCCCGUGUCUCAUUCCCGUGUCUCAUUCCCGUGUCUCAUUCCCGUGUCUCAUUCCCGUGUCUCAUUCCCGUGUCUCAUUCCCGUGUCUCAUUCCCGUGUCUCAUUCCCGUGUCUCAUUCCCGUGUCUCAUUCCCGUGUCUCAUUCCCGUGUCUCAUUCCCGUGUCUCAUUCCCGUGUCUCAUUCCCGUGUCUCAUUCCCGUGUCUCAUUCCCGUGUCUCAUUCCCGUGUCUCAUUCCCGUGUCUCAUUCCCGUGUCUCAUUCCCGUGUCUCAUUCCCGUGUCUCAUUCCCGUGUCUCAUUCCCGUGUCUCAUUCCCGUGUCUCAUCCCCGUGUCUCAUCCCCGUGUCUCAUCCCCGUGUCUCAUCCCCGUGUCUCAUCCCCGUGUCUCAUCCCCGUGUCUCAUCCCCGUGUCUCAUCCCCGUGUCUCAUCCCCGUGUCUCAUCCCGUGUCUCAUUCCCGUGUCUCAUUCCCGUGUCUCAUUCCCGUGUCUCAUUCCCGUGUCUCAUUCCCGUGUCUCAUUCCCGUGUCUCAUUCCCGUGUCUCAUUCCCGUGUCUCAUUCCCGUGUCUCAUUCCCGUGUCUCAUUCCCGUGUCUCAUUCCCGUGUCUCAUUCCCGUGUCUCAUUCCCGUGUCUCAUUCCCGUGUCUCAUUCCCGUGUCUCAUUCCCGUGUCUCAUUCCCGUGUCUCAUUCCCGUGUCUCAUUCCCGUGUCUCAUUCCCGUGUCUCAUUCCCGUGUCUCAUUCCCGUGUCUCAUCCCGUGUCUCAUCCCCGUGUCUCAUCCCCGUGUCUCAUCCCCGUGUCUCAUCCCCGUGUCUCAUUCCCGUGUCUCAUUCCCGUGUCUCAUUCCCGUGUCUCAUUCCCGUGUCUCAUUCCCGUGUCUCAUUCCCGUGUCUCAUUCCCGUGUCUCAUUCCCGUGUCUCAUUCCCGUGUCUCAUUCCCGUGUCUCAUUCCCGUGUCUCAUUCCCGUGUCUCAUUCCCGUGUCUCAUUCCCGUGUCUCAUUCCCGUGUCUCAUUCCCGUGUCUCAUUCCCGUGUCUCAUUCCCGUGUCUCAUUCCCGUGUCUCAUUCCCGUGUCUCAUUCCCGUGUCUCAUUCCCGUGUCUCAUUCCCGUGUCUCAUUCCCGUGUCUCAUUCCCGUGUCUCAUUCCCGUGUCUCAUUCCCGUGUCUCAUUCCCGUGUCUCAUUCCCGUGUCUCAUUCCCGUGUCUCAUCCCCGUGUCUCAUCCCCGUGUCUCAUCCCCGUGUCUCAUCCCCGUGUCUCAUCCCCGUGUCUCAUUCCCGUGUCUCAUUCCCGUGUCUCAUUCCCGUGUCUCAUUCCCGUGUCUCAUUCCCGUGUCUCAUUCCCGUGUCUCAUUCCCGUGUCUCAUUCCCGUGUCUCAUUCCCGUGUCUCAUUCCCGUGUCUCAUUCCCGUGUCUCAUUCCCGUGUCUCAUUCCCGUGUCUCAUUCCCGUGUCUCAUUCCCGUGUCUCAUUCCCGUGUCUCAUUCCCGUGUCUCAUUCCCGUGUCUCAUUCCCGUGUCUCAUUCCCGUGUCUCAUUCCCGUGUCUCAUUCCCGUGUCUCAUCCCCGUGUCUCAUCCCCGUGUCUCAUCCCCGUGUCUCAUCCCCGUGUCUCAUCCCCGUGUCUCAUUCCCGUGUCUCAUUCCCGUGUCUCAUUCCCGUGUCUCAUUCCCGUGUCUCAUUCCCGUGUCUCAUUCCCGUGUCUCAUUCCCGUGUCUCAUUCCCGUGUCUCAUUCCCGUGUCUCAUUCCCGUGUCUCAUUCCCGUGUCUCAUUCCCGUGUCUCAUUCCCGUGUCUCAUUCCCGUGUCUCAUUCCCGUGUCUCAUUCCCGUGUCUCAUUCCCGUGUCUCAUUCCCGUGUCUCAUUCCCGUGUCUCAUUCCCGUGUCUCAUUCCCGUGUCUCAUUCCCGUGUCUCAUUCCCGUGUCUCAUUCCCGUGUCUCAUUCCCGUGUCUCAUUCCCGUGUCUCAUUCCCGUGUCUCAUUCCCGUGUCUCAUCCCGUGUCUCAUUCCCGUGUCUCAUUCCCGUGUCUCAUUCCCGUGUCUCAUUCCCGUGUCUCAUUCCCGUGUCUCAUUCCCGUGUCUCAUUCCCGUGUCUCAUUACCGUGUCUCAUUCCCGUGUCUCAUUCCCGUGUCUCAUUCCCGUGUCUCAUUCCCGUGUCUCAUUCCCGUGUCUCAUUCCCGUGUCUCAUUCCCGUGUCUCCUUCCCGUGUCUCCUUCCCGUGUCUCAUUCCCGUGUCUCAUUCCCGUGUCUCAUUCCCGUGUCUCCUUCUGUCAUGCCGUGUCUGCGUUGUUGCUGCCAUCACCCGCUGCCCACCCCUCUCCCACCUGCUGCGAAUGCGGACCUCUCUGCUACCCGUCGUCGCCCUACCUCCAUCGCUCUGCAUCCAUCCCCACCUUAUCCCGCCAGACUCCUCGCCAAGUGUGCAGGUGCAGGCAGCGAGUUGGCGGCAGUGCAGCGGACUCAGUAUGCGGUGCGAGUGGAGGUGCGUGGAGGUGCUGUGCUCCGUUCCAUCUCUUUCUGACUCUCUUUUUGCUUGCUGUUCAAUCUGUAAGCCCAAUCUCCCUUGUACUGCUCUCUGCUCCUAUGUAUCCCAGCAACUCCAUGCUGGCUCUGAGCAACGUGGCAGCAGGGGGCGCACAGGCCAAGGACUCUGUGCUGCCGCUGCUGCUGCUGCCUGCCGCCAAGGUCAGGGAGUUUGAAGCCCGUUGGCAGGCAGGAGCAGAGAGUGAAGAAGCCGUGUGCGGGGCGCCAGGGAGCGUGGAAGCAGAUGGAGCGAAGGCGGUCGCAUGCAGUGGUGCAGGCUCGAGUCCAAGUGCUGCUGCUGCCGCUGCUGCUGCGGGCAGCAUCAAGGGGCGAGAGGGAAAAGGAGAAGCGCUGGCAGCCACCCCUCCGCCCCAUCUUCUCCACCAGCACCCGCCUUCCAGCUCGACCCAGCCCAGCAAUCCCCCCUCUCCUCAGCUCAUCCUGCACCUGCUGCGCCUGCGCGGCUGCACGUGCCUGCGCCUGGCCUCGCUCUGGUGCCUCGCCAACCUCUGCCGCCCCGCGUGCCCGGGGGCUCACAGGCGAGCGGCUGCGGUGAGGGCAGUAGAGGGCGUGGUGGCGCAGCUGGAGAGGCUGGCAGCGCACGGGAGCUUCGACAUCGCUUGUCGUGCCAAGCUAGCACUUGACUAUUCAAUCCCGGAUUCCUUUCAGCAUCUCACCAGCCUACGUUCCCUCUCGCUGCAGUCCCAGCAUGUGAUGUGCCUGCCAGAGCAUGUGAUGGGGGCGAUGACGCGAUUGGAGGAGCUUUUCCUUCGCUGGGGGUCCCUCCAGACCCUCCCGGACACCAUCUGCUCCCUCCCCCUCUCCUCCCUCUCCAUCGACGCAUGCCCUGCACUCACCUCUCUUCCUGACAAUCUCGGAUCCCUGGCACACCUUGAAACCCUAGCGCUGGUCAAUCUGCGCAACCUCUGUGCUCUGCCCGAGAGCGUGGGCAACUUACAGCGAUUGAGGAGGUUGAGAAUCGAGGGUGUGCGUCUGCUGCAGCUGCCCGAAAGCCUGUGCACGGGGAGUGUGAGGCACAGCCUGGAGAAGCUGUACCUGCGCGGCUGCAGUGAGCUGAGGCGGCUGCCCCCCCAGCUGCCCAUGCUGACGCGCCUCCAAGAGCUCGAAAUCACCGCCUGCUCUCGCCUCGAGUCCCUAGACCCUCUGUUUUCUCCGAAUCCCGCAUUAGGCGUGACCUGCUGCUCCCUUGCUUCUGCUCUCUCCGUUGAUCCUGCUUCUGCCCCUCCUCCUGACCUUGCGCCUCGCCCUCCUCUUGACCCUGCUCCUGCUUCUGCCACUGUCGCUGCUGCUGGCCCCACCACUGCUUGCACUCAUACCAAUAAGUCCACCGAGCCACAGCCACAGCCACAGCCACAGCCACAGCCACAGCCACAGCCACAGCCACAGGCACAGGCACAGGCACAGGCACAGCCACAGCCACAGCCACAGCCACAGCCACAGCCACAGCCACAGCCACAGGCACAGGCACAGGCACAGCCACAGCCACAGCCAGAGCACAGCAAGGAGCAGCGCACCGCACAGCAGCCCUGGGGCCUGGCGUCUCUCACCAGCCUAUCUCUGCGUAACUGUUCACAAUUCUCCUCUCUCCCUGAUUCCUUCUCCGCGCUCUCUGCCCUCUCAUCCCUCACCCUCACCCACAUGCACGGCCUCUCCAACCUGCCAGAAUCCCUCGGACGGCUGCAAAACCUCACCUUCUUGAAGCUCGAAAACUUGAAAAAGUUAUCUGUGCUGCCCGAGUCACUAGGGCAGCUGAAAAACCUUGAAACACUGGAGCUGUGCUAUUUGCCGGAGCUGAACUCUUUGCCCGGGUCACUCCGUUGGUUGCCCAAGCUGAAAGAGCCGUUGCUGACCGACGUUGGUAGGGUGACAGAGUGGUGGUGGAUUGACUACCUCCCAUCUGUUAGGUCUGCCAGAAUGCGCCUCAUGCUUCACUAA
Closterium sp. Yama58-4 is the source of this 6612-nucleotide messenger RNA. The record is from the annotation of a GenBank genome assembly. NCBI's taxonomy places the organism in Eukaryota, Viridiplantae, Streptophyta, Zygnematophyceae, Desmidiales, Closteriaceae.